Messenger RNA from Pelagomonas calceolata, 2663 nucleotides. Lineage: Eukaryota; Pelagophyceae; Pelagomonadales; Pelagomonadaceae. The record is from the annotation of a GenBank genome assembly.
GCGCAGCGCCGGCUGCCCGGCCGACCGCACGGCUGCCCUACAAGGCAAGACCUGACGGCAGCCUAAGGAAGCGGCCCACGACCCAAUCCAAAGCGCGAGGUAGGCGCCCGGCGCGCGGCGCACAGCAACCAUGGCCGGCGUCGAGAUCCCCUUCGUGGCCAAGACCAUCGAUCCCGACGCCAUUAAAGGAGGGAGCAAAGCCGCCCGCAGAAAGGAGGUCGCGAAGAGAAAGUGGCAUAAUGAGUUGAUCAGGUUCGAGGCGCAGUUCCCGAACGGCGAUACCGAGAAGUUUAGAUUGCCGCGCCAGAAGUGCGACGAGCGGUCCUUGCAGCAAUUUAUAUUUCGGACGAAGCAGCCCUUUCUCAUAGACUACCUGCAGGAAGCUUCUAGUGGAGAAAUUAUAUAUCCUGGCGAGGCUCUUGCGAAGUGUCGAGUACGACCGGCGGAGUACAAAGUGAUACCCAAGCCCGUGCGAGAAGUUGAUGAUGCAGCAGAUAAAGAAGGCUACGAAGGGAGUCUAGCUCUUGUAUUAGAAAACGUGCCCGUCCAAAAUGAUGCUACGGGCCACGACGUCCGCGCCGAGGAUAUCCGAGAAUGGCUCAUGUUCGGCAUCCAGGAGGAGGAUCCUGAUGUACGGGCAGCCGUAGGUAGGGUGGAAGUCGUCCAGGCGGAAAUCGAGGAGGUGAAACGGGCGAUGAGAGAUGUCCCAUUCCUAGAAAUGUUCGACGCCCACGGGAAACCUCUCAAAGACGAGGAGGCCGACGAUGAAAGAGCCGUCAAAUAUCAGGAAUGCUCGGAACAGAAGGAGCAGUUCGAGAAGAAGCUGGAGCAGGCCAAAUUACAUGCGCAAGAAGUGAUCAUGGAGCGAGAUAAAACACCUAUCGUACUUACGAGUACGGAAGAAGAUAAAGCAUGGACGGGCCACAAUAAUGGCACGAAGGCCUGGUACGUCUCGUUCCAGACAGAUGAAGCGUGGCAGCUCGAGGAGUGGAUUAGUGGCAAGCAGGACUGGGACGGCGUCAAGCUGGCGUUGGCCCAUGCCGUGGAUUCCGAGGAGGGCAACUACAAGGAGACGCUGCCGCCCUGGGCGGGUCGCGGCAUGGUGCCGGAUGGUUCUAAACCCUACUUGCCGGACUACCAACCUUAUGUGGUCAACAUGGCGGCCGUGUAUGUGAGACGGGUCGAACAUGGGUUUGGCGUGCUGAAAAGCGCGCCUGGUCCCGAACUACCGUUUGAAGGGCCUUUCCGCUAUUACCACGGCCAGUUCCACGCGGGCCAGAUCCACGGGCGAGGCGUCGAGUACACUGAUACUACAGUAUUUUCAGGACUGUAUAGAAAAGGUAUGCGCUGGGGCAAAGGGAGGAUGGACUACUGUGGAGGCGAUGCCUAUGACGGGGAUUUCGGCGCGGAAAUUAAUCUGCGGAAGUCGAUAUUACCGGAGGGCAACGCCUACGAGUCCGGCGUGCCGCACGGCCAGGGGCGACGCGUCUUCGCGGACGGGAGCGUGUACGAGGGGCAAUUUAAGGAAGGUAGGAUUACCGGACAAGGGAGGUAUGAGUCGGCAUUGGGCGAGGUCAUGGAGGGGCACUUUCGCGAAGGCAUGCUCCAGGGAAAAGGGUACAUCAAGACGAUCACGGGCGAGACUUAUACCGGAGAUUUCGUGGACGGCGAGUAUCACGGGUUAGGUACCUAUACGAACGAAAAGCGAGGUGAAACGUAUAAAGGGGCCUGGCGACGGGGCCAGAGGUCGGGAAGAGGCACGGAGACCUUCGCGGACGGCUCGGAGUACGACGGCUACUUUUUUUUGGAUAAGCGGAGUGGACACGGCGUGCUCAAGUACGGGAAAGUAGGGUAUGUCAAACCUAGGAAACGAAGGGCCGAUCUGUCGCCACGAACGACGGAGCGGUUAGAUCGGGAAGAGGAAGAAGCUCGAGUACAAGCCGAGGAGGAUGUGAAAAAUGCGCGUAUUAGCGACAAAGUUGCUUUAUCUGAUUUCGAACAUAGAUACGAGGGCCAGUGGCUGGCUGGCUAUCACAGGAUGAUGGGUUCGCACUACUUUGCGAGGAGUGGCAACUACUAUUAUACGAUGGACGCGGAUAGGGGCAAAGCAUAUUAUCCCUUUCUGACGUCGUUGCAGCCGCGGCAAGAGCGCAAGCGCGCGAAAGACGCGCGACUGAGACAGAAGCACAUCGAUCUCGAUAGAGCCUUCCGGGAGGAGAUCAUCCGCAAGAAGGAAAAAGUUUUUAGACAACAACGGCGGCACGCGCGGCAUGCGCUCAAGUCGGAUCAUUUUGAGCCCUUCACGGACGCGGCCAUCGAGGCUCGUCAGACCUUACGACGCAUGAGGUUGGAGAAUUUGGUGGCCAAGUCGAAGAUUACGCCGGCCCACGCGACGGCCGUGGCUACGACGAACCGACUCGGGGCGGCUGCUCUCAGUGUUAAUGAGGCGGCUCUACCACACGAGGAGUGGGUCGCGGAGAAUCCUUUGUCGAAAGCCGUGCGGUCGGACUUCGAGGAGUUGGAAGAGAGGAGGCGUACGGUCAACCUCAAAGCGUCGCUCGAGGCGGCGCGCCAGAAGAUCAUCCGGCGCGAGGAGGCGCAGAAGGACAAGCUCGGUGGGGGGAGCGCGCCGAACUCUCGACCGGCGACGCGUGGCUCGUAAG